ACAGUAUUUCAUGCUCUUUUUCAGAAACAGUUUGAGUAAUAUAGUUCUAGUGCCAAAUCCUACCAUAUGUUGCAUGAGAAUGUUGAACAAUGGAGCUAGUGGAUGGAGUAAUGGUACCAAGAAAGUUGAAGAACGGAAUUCAAGGUCUUCCUGUAAUGGAAGCUUUUGGAAUUUCCCAUUUGCUUGCUUCCUGGGGAAUCGGUCAGCAGCUUAUCAGAAGGCACAAAACGAUGCCAGGGAGCCUGUUUACUUGAAUGUCUAUGACAUGUUCUGGAUCAAUGAAUAUACGUCUUCCCUUGGCUUGGGAGUUUUCCACUCUGGGCUUGAAGUGUUUGGAUCAGAAUUUGCAUAUGGUGGGCAUCCUUUCGGAUUCUCUGGUAUUUUUGAGAUCUGCCCCAAGGAUGCUGAAGAACUUGGUGAACAAUUCAAAUUCAAGGAAACUAUUCUCAUGGGAUAUACAGACUUCACAGAAGAAGAAGUGAAGACAAUCAUCACAAACCUUGGAAAGGAGUUUCGUGGUGACCGCUAUCAUCUCAUGAGCAAAAAUUGUAACCACUUCACCAGUGCCCUCACUCAGGCCACCAGGACCAAUGUGGCAGGUGCUAUUCAGGCACACAAAACCCCUACCUCUCACAUGAUGGAAGGAGCCCAGGGGAGAGCAGGUAGUACCCUAAAGCAGUCAGAUGAACUGUCAACCCAGAAGAAUACUACCUGUCAGUGGUUGGAUUCAAACCUGGACUUCCCACAUGCUCGCUCAAGCCCCUACUCACUGAGCCACAGCAAUGCAAUGUCUUCCUUAUACAAUGUACUAGUUGGACUUUCAGCCGGUGUCUUUGGUCUGUUCAUCCUGCGAAAAUUGAGAGAGCGUAAGUGGAAGCAGUGCAAAUGUCCAAAUCGUAUUAGUGGGAAGUGCGUCAUAAUAACAGGAGCAAACUCAGGCAUUGGAAAGGCAACUGCAAGGGAACUAGCAGAUCGAGGUGCUCGAGUCAUCCUGGCAUGCAGGGACCAUGAUCGAGCACAAGAAGCUGUUGUCCACAUUCGAAAAAGCACAAGCAAUGGGGAAUUGGUGGUUAUGAACCUGGACUUGGCCUCAUAUGAAUCAGUGAGGUCAUUUGCUGCUAAGGUCAUGGCUCAAGAAAAGCAUCUGGAUGCUCUCAUUCUUAAUGCUGGGAUUGUGAUCCCCAUGAAAUGGGGUGUCACAGGAGAAGGUGGUGUUGAUAUUCAUUUUGGGGUCAAUCAUCUUGGACACUUUCUCUUAACCAAUCUACUUCUUGGAAGACUGCAAGAGUCUGCAUCCAGCAGAGUUGUUGUUGUGUCCUCAUCCCUGUAUAUGAAAGGGAGGAUUGACUUUGAGAACCUGACAAAUAAGUCUGCAUGGAACAAGCAAGAUUGGCCCAAUAUGGGUUACUGCAAUUCCAAGAUGGCAAAUGUCCUGUUUGCAAGGGAAUUGGCUAAACGCACACGUGGUUCUCAGAUCUCAGUUAGCUCUCUGUGUCCUGGUCUUGUAUAUACAAAUCUUUUCCGUUCUACAGCAUCAACCAAGUCCUUCUUUCAGAAACUUCUCUUUCUCCCUGUUGCUCUAUUCUUCAUGAAGUCUCCAUGGCGUGGAUGUCAAACUGUGGUCCACUGUACUCUGGCCAAGGAAGUGGAAGCAUCAAGUGGGAGUCUCUAUAAAGAUUUGAAGAGCAUGGAAAUAAUUGACUAUGCCAAAGAUGAUGCAAUUUCCAAGAGACUCUGGGAUAUCAGUGAGGAACUGGUUGGACUCAAAUUAUCCUAAUUUCAUCAGGAUGGGCAUUUCACAGAGCAGGAGCAGUACUAUCUCAGAGAUAGCAGAGAAGCCUUGGAGAUAUUUCACCAUUUUUCAUGCUUUGUAGCAGUUAUUCUUCAGGCAAAUGAAUGAUGUCUGCAGCUUGAUUCCACUUAUAUUUCAUGUUCCCAUUUUAUAGCCACUCUUAGAAACUUGCAGAGAGCAAUAUUUCUGUGAUUGACUAUAUUGAAGACUGUAUUGCCAAACUUCUACUUUCACUCAGUCACAGAACCCCUGCAUGAGGCCAUUGACAAGUGAGCAAGAAAAAAAUUGCACCUCGUGUUGAUUAUGUUUAUUCUUCUGACUGUGUCUACCAAGGUCUUUUCUUUUGCUUUUCUUAUCAUCCCAUUUGUGAUAUGUUUUGUACCUGGUCUUCAUUCCUUCUCUCCUCCCCAACCUCACUGAUGAUUUGUAGGUCAUUGCUUGAAAAUUAUCAUGAGUG
Molecule: messenger RNA, 2249 nt
Organism: Darwinula stevensoni
Lineage: Eukaryota; Metazoa; Arthropoda; Ostracoda; Podocopida; Darwinulidae
Source: the annotation of a GenBank genome assembly